AUGAACCGGGUCUGGGGUUUGGGCACCAAAAAGUUCAAGGCUGUCAAGUGUCAACCUGUCACGCGGUGCAAAUUUACAGCGCAGGUUGCAGUUAACCUCACAGAAGUCGCGUCCACGAAGGUCACAACCAUGUCGACCGAGAUGACAAUGGCGAGGCCGGCACCGGCGCCGCAGCUGCGGGGCAGCCAGCUGAAGCAGCUCCGGGAGGUGUUCCGGCGGUUCGACAUGAACGGCGACGGCAGCCUGACGCAGCUGGAGCUCGCGGCGCUGCUGCGCUCGCUGGGGCUGCGCCCCACGGGCGACGAGGUGCACGCGCUGCUGGCCGGCAUGGACGCGGACGGCAACGGCUCGGUGGAGUUCGACGAGCUGGCGGCGGCCAUCGCGCCGGUGCUCACCACGCAGACGCACCUGGUGGACCAGGCCCAGCUGCUCGAGGUGUUCCGGGCGUUCGACCGCGACGGCAACGGGUUCAUCUCCGCCGCCGAGCUCGCCCGCUCCAUGGCGCGGCUGGGCCAGCCGCUCACCUUCGAGGAGCUCACGCGGACGAUGCGCGACGCCGACGCGGACGGCGACGGGGUCAUCAGCUUCCACGAGUUCGCCGCCAUCAUGGCCAAGUCCGCGCUCGACUUCCUCGGCGUCGCCUGAGCUAACCGACCAACUAACCGUGCUACUAGUUGUUAAUUCCUCUUCCAUUUUUGGGACAAGAUCAGUUCAUUGUUCUAGCGUAGCUAGCUAAAUAUACCCAAAUUUUGAUUAACUUUCUUCAUUGUAUUUUGCUGCUGAUUAAGCUAAGACGAAAAUUCAUCCAUCGAGGUGCAUGUGCGUUGCGUAUACGUAGGUUCGAGUAUGUUUCGUCGAUCUCAUCGAGAAA
Molecule: messenger RNA, 871 nt
Organism: Oryza brachyantha (malo sina)
Lineage: Eukaryota; Viridiplantae; Streptophyta; Magnoliopsida; Poales; Poaceae
Product: probable calcium-binding protein CML14
Exons: 2
Coding region: 1-645 (214 amino acids)
Molecular function (GO): calcium ion binding; enzyme regulator activity
Source: RefSeq, a predicted model, not a curated record